CAAAAGGCUUUUCUGAGCCUCAAGUUGACUGACUUCAGAACAAAAGAAAACCUGUUCUGACUCGAAACGAAUCGUCAUAUACAACCUCUUGUUCGAAACUCCCGCCAAUAUUGAGCUUGCUCAACUCUUGAGCUCAUCUGCUCCCCCAACUCAAAAGAGACACUUUUGUGAUCAAAAGUUUCAGCCCAGAAGAUCCAAGAGUUUCACUCUCCACCUGAGCAUUCUCGAGAACAGUGAGCGUUGAACUCUGUUCAACAUGUCUUCAAACUUUGUGCUUCUUGCGUUGCUCUCAGCCGCUGUCUUUCCCUCUGGUCACAAGUCGACUCCAAUCUUAUCCUUACAUUCUGCAACCAAUUCAUCCAGUAACUUUCCAAGCCAAAGAUCAUGUGGUCAAGUUGACAACGGUGUGGAGCAAUCCUUAACCAAUGUUACCCGGAAUACCACAUUCGAUCCCAAACUCUUUGGGGUUGACCCGAGUCUAUUUCCAUGGCUCGUUCAAGUACAUGUUGGUGAGAAUAACGAGGAAUGUGCGGGUGUAUUUGUAUCUUCCAAGACUGUUAUCACUAGUGCCCAUUGCGUCUUUGGGCAUCCCAAGAGUGAUAUUGAACUGAUCACCAACGACCACAGGAGUAUAUCGGUUCAGACCAUCGUCAUUCAUCCUGAUUUUGAAGCCGAGAGUCCAUCUCACGAGCACGACAUUGCCCUCCUCCAAGUGCAAGAUUUCGACGAGGGCCUCAAGAUUUGUCUACCCGAAGUAGGCGAUGAUCCUGUAGCAAGAUGCCAAGUCCUAGCCUGGUCCGACGGAGAGCUGUUGGCUCAUAAAACACAAUUUGAGCCUAGCCUUAGUUGCAUGGAGACCCCCCAGUUGAGGGGUUACAUAACCUCGUCGGAAGAUUUGGUUUGCUCAAGUCAACCAUGCCUGAAGGAAGUUCAAGGUCCUGUAUUUUGCCUCGAUCAAGGAAGCUAUCAACUGGUUGCGUUGCCUACAUCAUCGGAAUCGUGGUGCUCGGUUGGUGCUAUGACGAGAGUGGCCCGUUAUGGACCAUGGAUCAAGAACUCAUUGUCCUUCUUGGCUGAAUCGUUCCCUCAAUUGGAUCGAAGGGAAAAUGCCUCUGCUUUGGAUGAUGACGAGGACGACGACGUUGAGAGCAGCGAUCCUUGCAUGCGCAAUCCGUGCGGAACUAGUUCCGCUUGUUGGAGCUCGGGAGGCAAUUACCGAUGUACUUGUCCGGAUGAUCUGCCGAACGGCAAUCCUUACUAUAGUUGUCAUGAAUGCCUGUACGACGAGCAUUGCCUGGUAUUCGGCCCCACCUCGAAUUGCGUCAACAAGACUUGCUCAGAUCCCAUUACCGUCAUUCCCACGGUCCCCAAUGACUACGUCAAAGUCGGUUCCAAAUCUUACUACAUCAGUCCAGAGAGCCUCCCUUGGCCCCAGGCCCAAUAUGAAUGUCUUAACCGGUUGGGACAUUUAGCAGAGAUCGCCAGCCACGACGAUCUCGACAACUUGGUGGAGGUCCUGAAGAAAUCCAAUUCAUCGGGGAGGUAUUGGGUGGGAGCGAGUGACUUUGAACAGGAGGGUCAAUUCCGUUGGUUUCACAAUGGCACCGAGGUUAGCUCUCGCAAUUGGAUUCAGGGAGAGGUUCCGGACAAAGACAAAGAUCAGAGGUGCAUUCAAGUCGGUGCCCAGGGGGGAAAUUGGAUAGCUCAUAGUUGCGAGUUCUUAUCUCGCUUUGUAUGUGAAUACAGCGAAAAUCUCGCCGAAAACAGCCAACCAUCAAACGACUUGUCCGGGAACGCCAGAAGCGAGCGACAACGCAAAUUUGACACUUUGAACCCCAGGGCCAACUACAAGGACAUCUGCGGCCGAAGGUUCAUCCGACAAGCCCGUAUUGUGGGCGGAGGAGUCUCUAGCUACGGAGAAUGGCCCUGGCAAGUGUCUUUGCGACAGUACAAGAAUGGAGAGUUCCGACACAAAUGUGGAGCUGCUCUUCUCACUCACAAUUGGGUCCUCACGGCUGCCCAUUGCGUCAAGGAUAUCUCUCCGAGUAACCUCCUUGUCAGGAUAGGCGAGUACAAUGUGUUGGAUAGCAAUGAGGCACACGAACAUGUCAACCGAAGGAUCACGCGAGUCAUUACCCACGUCAAUUUUGACAAGUUCAGCUACGAGUAUGACAUUGCCCUUCUCCGAUUGGUGAACCGAGUUGAAUUCCAACCCAAUAUCAUCCCGAUCUGCUUGCCCAGUCCAGACCAGGAACUUGUUGGCCGAACAGGCACUGUGACUGGCUGGGGUAGACGAUCGGAAUAUGGAAAUAUCUCGCCUGUUCUCCGAGAAGUGCAUCUUCCUAUUAUUUCCAACUCUAAAUGCAUGACACUCUACCGUAAAUCCGGCCAGAAUGAAUGGAUCCCAAGGAUUUUUGUUUGUGCAGGCACCUCAAACGGUGGAGCCGAUUCCUGCGAAGGAGACAGUGGCGGCCCUAUGGUGAUCAAGGGCCAAAAUGGCCGAUAUGAGCUAGCUGGCGUCAUCAGCUGGGGUAUUGGGUGUGGAGACCGAAAUCGGCCGGGAGUUUACACGCGGAUAUCCGAAUUCAAAAACUGGAUCGUUCGUAAUGCCAAUUAUUGACGAGUCUGUCCUUUCUCUUGUAGUUAUUUCUCUUCUAUCGUCAUUGAAGAGAUUUAUUAUUUUAAUCUGGUUUAUGAUUGUGACCAGAGGUCUAAUUGAGGAUAAACUUCGGAUUGUCUGUGUGUAAAUCUAUAGUGUAAUCAAAGAAACCUAGAAAUAAACACUAAACUAUGGCCUUA
Messenger RNA from Tigriopus californicus, 2799 nucleotides. Its product is annotated as modular serine protease-like. The transcript has a single exon. Gene Ontology annotation, molecular function: serine-type endopeptidase activity. The record is from RefSeq and is a predicted model, not a curated record. Lineage: Eukaryota; Metazoa; Arthropoda; Copepoda; Harpacticoida; Harpacticidae. The coding region runs from base 257 to 2620 and encodes 787 amino acids. Gene Ontology annotation, biological process: proteolysis.